Messenger RNA from Nasonia vitripennis (jewel wasp), 5225 nucleotides. RefSeq names its product DNA polymerase alpha catalytic subunit (gene DNApol-alpha180). The record is from RefSeq and is a predicted model, not a curated record. Gene Ontology annotation, biological process: lagging strand elongation; mitotic DNA replication initiation; leading strand elongation. The transcript has 17 exons. Lineage: Eukaryota; Metazoa; Arthropoda; Insecta; Hymenoptera; Pteromalidae. Gene Ontology annotation, cellular component: alpha DNA polymerase:primase complex. Bases 172 to 4761 code for a protein of 1529 amino acids. Gene Ontology annotation, molecular function: DNA replication origin binding; DNA-directed DNA polymerase activity; pyrimidine nucleotide binding.
AACUACUGACUCCGAUCAGUCCGAACUCCGACGAAGUCCGACUCCCGCCAAAACACUGCGCAACAAUAGUACGAAAACACAUUGUGCAUGUCUUACAAGAUCGCUGGAAUUGUCAAGUUUUUAUCAUUCCAGCGGUUCUUCCAGUUAGUUGAAUGAUAUAUUUCAAUAAUCAUGGCUGAAUCACCAGGAAUGCAGAGGAGCAAACGGCAGAAGAUAGAUAAAUCAGGUCGUUUGGCUGCUCUUGAAAAGUUAAAGCAACUGAAAGGAAAGGGUGUAAAACAUAAGUAUGAAGUGGAUGAUUUGGAGAAUGUUUACGAUGAAGUAGAUGAGAAGGAAUAUGGCAAAACUGUUUUGGAUCGACAGUAUGAUGAUUGGAUUGUUGAUGAUGGUGGAGGUUCAGGCUAUGUAGAAGAUGGUCGGGAAAUUUUCGACGACGACCUGGACGACGAGAGCGUACGCGAGGCGGCAAAACAGAGUCACUUGAAGGGACCUCGCAAACGUAAACGUGAGCCUGAAGGCAAAAAGGGCAGCAUUGCCAAUAUGUUCUCUAACAUGGCCAAUAAAAAAAAGGUUGAGGAGAAGAUUGAGGAUGAUGAUAUUUUAGGUGAUUUGAUGUCCGAGUUAAAAAAUGACAGCGAUACACCUAAGCGUAAAGAGACACCUAGAGGAAAUAAAUUCUUAUCAACACCAAAGAUCUGUACUAAGUCCGAUGAUGAUAAAUUGCUGGACAGUUUGAUAAAGGACACGGUAAGAAAGCCACAACCACCACCAAAAAAGACUGUACUAGAUGAUCUUGACAAUGAAGUUCUCUAUGAUAUCCCAAUAACAACUCCUAAUAAGCCAAAGAUAAAAUCCAUAGAAGUAGUGAAGACCACUAAAAUCGUUAAGGAAACGAAAGCUCCAGAACCUCAGAAGCCAGCAGUAGACAUCGAGAAUUUGAAUUUCGACGACGAUUUCGUGGCCGAUGAUUUCCCUACUAUGCAAAAUUCAAUAAAGGCGAGCUCUAGUAAUAACGGAAGUUCCAAUGGUUCUAGUACUGCGUCAUCAACUCAAGCUGCUCAUAAAAAUGGAAACGUCGAGGAUUUGAAUGAGUAUAUUGGAGAUAUCUCUGACAUCGACUUUGGAAACACAGAAAUGGACAACGAUGUAGCCAAUCAGUCGUCUACGACGCUCUCAAGCACACAGUCUACAACGGUGUUAACCCAGGGCCUGGAUAAGUCCCAAAUGUGGCGCGAGAAAGAUGCAGAUCUGCACAACGACGACGUCUUCGCAAAGAUCUGGGAGGAGGAUUUUAUCCCGUCAUCUGUGGCACCACCCUCCAAAACUCCAAUUCCAGCGACACAAUUGCCUUUGCCAACUACAACGAAUGCGGCAGGAGAAAAAGUUUUCAGGUUCUUCUGGUUGGAUGCUUUCGAGGACCCGUACAAGCAGCCUGGAGUUGUUUAUUUGUUUGGAAAAGUUUUUGUUAAUGAAUUGAAUGAGUAUGUGUCUUGCUGUCUUGGAGUAAAGAACAUUUCCAGGCGUAUUUAUUGUUUGCUUAGAGAUAAUCCCAAUGGAAGCGAUGAAAAUGAAGAGAAAUCUCAGGGCCAAAGAGGCUGGGAAGAACUUAAAGAAUAUACGGCUAAAUUAAAAAUCAAAGAGUUCAAAUGCCGGGAGUUGAGUAUGAAGUACGCGUUCGAGCGGGAAGACACGCCAACGCAGGCCCAGUACUUGGAGGUACGGUAUGCCGCUACAGAUCCACCGUUCGAGGCUGACUACUCGGGUCCGAACAUUGAAGCUGUAUUCGGCACGACAGUAAACGCACUGGAACUGUUGCUGAUCGAGAGGAAUCUCAAGGGACCCUGUUGGUUAGAUCUGAAGGCGCCGCUGCCUGUUGAUAACGCUUUCAGCUGGUGUAAAGUUCAGGCAAAUUGUACGAGAAUGGAGAACAUUUUUGUUUGUACAGAACAACCAAGUGGCGUUAAUAUACCACCGAUAGUGAUUGCAACGAUAAACGUUCAAGCAGCCUACGAUGUCAAACAGCAAAAAAACGAAAUCGUAAAUAUCGGAAUUUUACUUCACCAUAAAUUCCAAUUGGAUAAGGCACCUCCUAAACCGCCGUUCGAUCAACACUACUGUAUUGUGACACAUCCACGAAUUACCGGUUGGCCUAUAAAGGCUCGCGACCGCCUGGAUAAGAUCCGCCAGACUAAAGUGAUACGCUGCGAUACAGAACUUGAGCUAUUAGAGAAAUUCCUGGAGAUAUUGCAACGCUCCGACCCUGAUAUUUUCGUUGGUUAUGACUGUGGUUUCCAAUUUGAAGUGAUCAUGAGUAAAAUUUUUCAGUUAAAGGUGAAGAACUGGAGUAGCGUUGGUAAAUUGCGACGGCUCAAUCCACCUUAUUUCAAGGGAAAAAUGAAUUUGGGCUCGAUUUUCUGCGGUCGGCCGAUUUGUGAUAUUACUAACUCUGCCAAAGAACUGAAUCUGAAAGUUAGAAGCUAUGACCUCGCUUCCCUAUGUGUCGCUGUCCUCAACAAAAAAGAAUACGAAUGCAAAGAGGUAAAAUCUGAAGAAAUAGCUAGCAAGUACUAUGCCAACGCGGAGCAAGUUGAAAAGCUCAUUCAGUCUACGAUGGUAGAAGCCUCCUACAUCCUAGGCAUCGUAACGGAGCUCAACAUUCUGCCGCUCGCUUUGCAGAUUACCAAUAUCGCUGGUAACACUCUGUCCCGUACACUGUCAGCUGGUCGAGCAGAGCGUAAUGAGUUCCUUUUGCUGCAUGCGUUUUAUCAAAAAGGGUAUAUUACGCCAGAUAAGCGGACGCAAACGAAGAAGAAGGAAGGUGCUGAGGCCACUCAUGGUGGAAAGAAGAAGCCCGCUUACGCUGGCGGUCUUGUACUAGAGCCUAAAAAAGGAUUUUAUGAUAAACUAAUACUACUGAUGGAUUUCAAUUCGUUAUAUCCAAGUAUAAUUCAAGAAUUCAAUCUGUGCUUUACAACGGUACCUGGCGCUGCUUUUGCAAAUGUUGACGAUUUAGAACUACCAGAACCGACGGUAGAGGACGGCGUUGUCCCCACCGAGAUCCGUAAACUUGUACAGAGCCGCGUAGAAGUUAAGAAGCUCAUGAAAGCUCCAAACCUAUCUCCUGAGUUGAAAGUUCAGUACAACAUCCGCCAGCUUGCUCUUAAGCUCACGGCCAAUUCAAUGUACGGUUGCCUUGGAGCAACACACUGUCGCUUCUACGCCAAAGGUCUAGCAGCUUUGGUUACUAUGAAAGGUCGUGAAAUUUUGCAAAAUUCGAAAGCACUAGUAGAGAAAGCCAAUUACGAAGUUAUUUAUGGUGACACCGAUUCUAUCAUGAUCAACACGAAUAUAUUGGAGUACGAUCAGGUGUUUAGCAUUGGCAAGGAAAUUAAGAAGGACGUGAACAAGACGUAUAAAAAGGUUGAGCUGGAUAUCGACGGAGUGUUUAGGUAUUUGUUGUUAUUGCAAAAGAAGAAAUACGCGGCCGUAACCAUGUCCAAAUCACCCAGUGGACAGAUGCAAUACACUAAGGAACUAAAGGGACUCGAUAUCGUCAGAAGGGAUUGGUGUGGACUAGCUUGUGACAUCGGAAAUCAAAUACUCGACCAGUUGUUGAGCGACCAAUCCAGCGAAUCUCGAGUGGGCAAAAUCUUCGAUAUUCUUCAGCAGGUUGGCAACAACCUACGCGAGGGCAAUCUACCACUGUCCCUCCUUGUUAUCACAAAACAGUUAUCAAAAAAUCCCCACGAGUACCCUAAUGACAAAAAGCUCUCUCAUGUGCUCGUCGCGCUCAGACUGAACGAAAGCGGAGGACGUAAGUGGAAGGCUGGUGAUACCGUGCCCUAUAUCAUCUGCGAGGACGGCACAGACAAAACGCCACUCGAAAGAGCUUACCACAUCGAAGAAUUUAAAAAGAACGACAAUCUAAAAAUCGACGUCAAUUAUUACCUGCUGCAACAAAUUCAUCCCGUCGUAUUGAGGAUUUGUGAGCCUAUUGAGGGCAUAGAUGAUGUGCUACUCGCACAACAUAUAGGUGUAGGCGAUCUCUAUAAGCCAAAAAAAGUUCAUACAGCUCAAGAGGAGGGCGAAGUACCUCUUUGUAUUCAGGACAAUCGAUACGAUAACUGCCAUCCGUUAAAGUUCAAGUGUAAAAACGAGAAUUGCAAAUUCGAAAUCGAGAUUAAAACGACUAUAACGGAAUUUGCUGGAGUACCUAGACCGACACUGGCACUGUGUCCGAAUCCGGCUUGCGAUAUGCCGCCUUGGAGGUACGCUGACGCCAUCCAGAACAGACUCCAACAGGAAAUCAGAAAGUUUAUCUCUCAGUAUUAUUAUGGCGAGGUUGAGUGCGAGAAUCCAAUCUGCUUAAAAGUCAUGAGGAGGAUCACUAUGGGUACCUUAGGAACAUUUCCGAAAUGCUACAACUGCCUUGAUGGCAAUGUUCACAGAAUAUACAAAGAGACUGAAUUAUACAAUCAGCUCAGCUACUACCUUCACCUUUUCACUUUAAAUCAAACCCAUUUCAAAAAUCUGAAACCUGCGCCGACACGCGAGCUCAUAGCCGUGUACGACACAUUAAAAGAGUUUGUGGAGAAGCAAAUACAGGCAAACGCCUACUCGGUGGUGGAUUUGACGAAGCUCUUCUGGCCAAAUCUUCAGGAGAGCGACAUUGAUGCCCUGAGUAAGGUUGGAGAUACGGUACCCAAAAUUGAGGUCGAAGAUCUUAUUCAAGAAGAAGGUGAAGAGGACGAAGAGGACUAGCGAGAAGAAACUAGAAAGUCGUUAACUAUAUUGUAAGUACUGUAAUUUACAAGAAAUCUUAACCUUAAGUAUUUUUUAUGUGCAUAUGACAAUUAUUUAGGCGGUAAUUUGUAAAAUAACGAGAGGCCGGUUGUAUUAGACAUUUUUAUACAAGAUUAAAUGUAGAAUACAAAAAUGUAAUAAACAGUCUUCUAAAAAAGAUACAUAUCCCUUAUAUAUAUAUUUAUAUAUUUACGAAUUAAAACGUUAUAACAAAGUAAAUCGCACGAUUCUCGCACUUCAUUAUGCAAUGUAAAAGCUAGCGCAAUAAUAUACAAUAAUUCUUAUUUGAUUCGAUAUAAAACUUAAAAAAAAGAGAACUUGUACAUUUUUUAUUUUUAUCGUUUGCAGAUAAAAAUAUAAAAGCAAGAAAUAUAUAAGGCUAUUGUAUUAUAUCUUAUUGUCGAAAUACAAACGAAUAAAAA